AUGAAAGCGUUUUUGAGAACUGUUCUCAAACGCCAAGGCCGCCUAUUGCGUCCUCGAGUCCAGCUUCUCUCGGACUUGCAUCUCGAGAUCGGCCAACAGUACUUGUCCUACACAUUCCCUGCAACGGCCCCAUUUCUGCUCCUGGGAGGAGAUAUCGGACGGCUCAUUGACUACGAUGGAUACUUGAAAUUUCUCGAGGCGCAGGUGUCCCGGUAUGAAAAGGUUUUUUUAGUGUUAGGAAACCACGAGUUCUAUGGUCUAGACUAUGACGCAGGGCUCAAAGAAGCGCGGCGUCUUGUGGAGGAACCGUCUCUUGCCGAUACCCUCAUUCUCCUGGACAAGGCCCGAUGGGACGACCCGAACUCCGCACUGACAAUUAUUGGCUGCACACUCUGGUCCGCUAUCCCAGAAGAAGUAUCCGCUCUCAUUGAGUCCAAGAUCAAUGACUUUAAGAAGAUAGACGGAUGGACUGCUCAGAAACACAACGAAAUCCACGCCAGGGAGGCCGCAUGGCUUCGCGAGCAAGUCGCUCAGGCAACUAAGGAGCAGAGCGCCAAAAGGCAGCUUCUGGUAGCGACACACCAUGCGCCUUGCAUGGAAGGCACUUCUCGGCCUGAAGAUUCCAACAACGCCUGGACGCCCGCUUUCGCGACCGAUCUCCUUGAUCAAGAAGGCUGGGCUGGCAUCAAUACCUGGGCCUUUGGCCAUACACAUUACUCGACAGAUUUGGUGCGGAACGGCGUCAGACUGGUGGCUAAUCAGCGGGGAUAUGUACUGCCGGGCGGUACGACACAAAAGUUGGGAAACAAGAUGCUGUCUAAUUUUGACCCGGGAAUGGCCAUCGAGUUAUAG
Messenger RNA from Metarhizium acridum CQMa 102, 852 nucleotides. RefSeq lists its product as uncharacterized. The record is from RefSeq and is a predicted model, not a curated record. NCBI's taxonomy places the organism in Eukaryota, Fungi, Ascomycota, Sordariomycetes, Hypocreales, Clavicipitaceae. Gene Ontology annotation, molecular function: hydrolase activity.